Molecule: messenger RNA, 1307 nt
Organism: Melopsittacus undulatus (budgerigar)
Lineage: Eukaryota; Metazoa; Chordata; Aves; Psittaciformes; Psittaculidae
Gene: MRPS34
Product: mitochondrial ribosomal protein S34
Exons: 3
Coding region: 494-1132 (212 amino acids)
Biological process (GO): mitochondrial translation
Cellular component (GO): mitochondrial small ribosomal subunit; mitochondrion
Molecular function (GO): structural constituent of ribosome
Source: RefSeq, a predicted model, not a curated record
AGCAUGAGACUGCAAAGUCCUUGAUCAGAGUAAGUGCUACUGAGCAACAACUAAACCACGGGUGUGUUACCAGCAUUGUUCUCAGCUAAAGCUAGAACACAGCACUGCACCCGCUAGUAGGAAGAGAAUUAACUCUAUCCUAGGCGACACCAGGACACCAGCCUGUAGCUAAAAUCCAGGGGCUAAUGCAACCAGACCUACAGUUUUCUACUCCUUAAGUCUGUGCUGCACGGCUGUGUUGUGUCUGCACAGCCGACGGCGAGAGCUCCGGAGGUAUGAUGCGGAGGCGCUUCCGGCCGGCGGCGCUGUUUUGAGAGCAGCCGAGACACUUCCGCGGGCAGCGGAAUCCGGUGAGGAGAUAGUGCCCCCCCAGCCGCUGGCGCCACAGUGCAAAGGUUCCCCCGCACAAGGGCUUCAGGCGGCUUCCGGGCUCGGCGGGAAGCGGCGGGUGGCGGCGGUCCGUGGUGAAGAGCACGGUGCUGCAGACGGCGCCAUGGCCCGCAAGAAGCUGUACCGGCCCAUCGCCGCUAUGGCCAAGAAGGUCCGCGAGUACCGCGCGCUGAAGAACCGGCCGCGGGACUCGGAGCGCUUCGCCCUGGACUAUGAGACCAUGCGGCGGCCCCUGACGCAGAAGCGGCUGCCGGUGCUGGCCUGGGAGGACGUGCGGAACGAGAACCGGCUCCUGGCCCUGCUCUGCCGCCUGCCGCGCCUCGGCGUGGGCCGCACCGUCACCCGCAAGUCCUGGCUGUGGGCGCACGACGAACCCUGCUACUGGGUCAUCACCAAGGUGAAGGCGGACUACACGGCCGAGAAUAUGGAUCAUGGAAGAGCUUGGGGUUACCUGACCUUCAGAGGCAAAACUGAAGAAGAAGUGAGAGAGAUCGACAAAGUUAUGUACCAUGACUGGCGUAUGGUGCCCAAACAUGAGGAGGAGGCCUUCAAGAAAUUCACCCCAGUGCAGGAGGAGACCAUUCGGUUCCUGCCAUACCCACCUCUGCUCCGAGCCAUGAUCCUGGCGCAGUGGCAGAAAGAGGGAAAGCAAAUCACAGAGGAGCCGAUGAUUGACCUGGAGAAGGUCAUGGCCUCUCCCCAUCAGCGUGCAAAGAAAAAAGCUACAGGGACACCAGUAUAAAGACUAGUCCAAUGUCCUGAGCUUCCCAUGUGUUCUCAGCGUGUUAGAAGUACAGCACCUUGCAGAAGCCUCCCUUGUCCUCACACAGUGAGGUGUAUCCAGGUUUCCUGACUUUCUCCCCAGCCCUGUACAGUCACCUCAUCUGGAGGGAAAGAUACAGAUACAUUCAGCUUUG